Messenger RNA from Saprolegnia parasitica CBS 223.65, 586 nucleotides. RefSeq lists its product as hypothetical. Lineage: Eukaryota; Oomycota; Saprolegniomycetes; Saprolegniales; Saprolegniaceae. The transcript has a single exon. Gene Ontology annotation, molecular function: hormone activity. The coding region runs from base 1 to 585 and encodes 194 amino acids. Gene Ontology annotation, biological process: intracellular calcium ion homeostasis. Gene Ontology annotation, cellular component: extracellular region. The record is from RefSeq and is a predicted model, not a curated record.
AUGCAGCUUAUCCAGUCCUUUCUUCUCGUCCUCGCUGCGUCCGUGGCGGCACUCACGCCCGCGUACAAUGCGACGCCGGCACUGCUGCCCGCGUGCACCGAGCCCGCGCCGCAGUCGUGCGCUUUCUACAACUCGUGCCUCGAGGUCGCCCACCCGUGCGGCGCGCAAGGCUACGCGCUUGGCUUUGGCGAGUUUUACUGCAACAAGUUUGCGGCCUACAAGGAUAAGUUUACGGCCAACGGCCAGCAGUGGAUGUACAACACGAUGACGUGCCUCCAAAAGAAGCUCGGCGUCGCGCUGAAGGACCCAAGCAUGACCUGCGACGCGAUCCAGACGUUUGCGUUCGACUCGCACCCCGAGUGCUACACCAACAACGGCGGCCCGAGCGUGUGCGAGCUGAGCCCGCUCAAGGACUGGACCACGGUGCUCCGCGUCGUCGGCCUCAAGACGCUCUUCAAGCUCGACACGAUCAAGAACGGCGCGUCGACGGGCAUUGUGUGCAUGCACCAGCUCCUCUCGUGGGCCAAGAAGCUGCCGUAUACGACCGACGAUCCCAUGGAGCCCAACUUGGAUUGGUUUUUGUAAA